Molecule: messenger RNA, 3024 nt
Organism: Epinephelus moara (kelp grouper)
Lineage: Eukaryota; Metazoa; Chordata; Actinopteri; Perciformes; Serranidae
Gene: paxbp1
Product: PAX3 and PAX7 binding protein 1
Exons: 18
Coding region: 127-2901 (924 amino acids)
Biological process (GO): positive regulation of transcription by RNA polymerase II; mRNA splicing, via spliceosome
Cellular component (GO): nucleus
Molecular function (GO): DNA binding
Source: RefSeq, a predicted model, not a curated record
AAGAAACGUACUUUCUGACAGAAAAUGGCUGACUGGCAGUGUGGGCAUAAUUUCCCUCUGCUCCAAGCACAAUUUUAAGGCGUCCUAUGUAAGAGCAUGCACAGUUGCAUUUAGCGGUGAAACACAAUGUUUAAAAAGGCGAAAAGAGCUAACUUCCGACGGAGGAAUGACUCCGAUGAGGAAGAACAGGAGGAGGGUCGGCAGCCGCCAAUAUUGCCGACAUCGUUCGGGCCCGCCGUGGAGGAAAUCCCGUUUAUGGAGACUUCCAAUAGCGGCGUUACCGGAGCGCAGAGCAGCACGGAUAACUAUUACAGCAACGGCUUUUUGGCUAACACUAAUACUGUAAAAGCUGUAAAGAAAGAAAAGAAAGUCAAAGAGACAGCUAUCCCUAUGGCUAUGGCGCCUGGACCCACGAAAGCCAGUUUGCUGAGUUUUGUCGAUGAUGAAGCAGAAGGAUCCGAGGUGUUCAGAGUGAAGAAAUCCAACUACAGCAAGAAGAUUGUGAAGCAGCUGAAGAAAGAAUACAAGGAGGAUUUGGAGAAGUCUGGAGUCAAACAGGAAAUCAAAUCAGAUGCCCCACUUCAACCUGCGGUUGCAAUCAAGGAGGAAGUUAUAAGCAGAGCGGGAAGUGAACAGGGGGAGGAAGAAAUGGAGGUGGACAGUGCUGAUGAGCAGGCGGAAGAGGCGAAGAGUCAAGGUGGCCAGGCACAAGGUCAAGUCUCCAGGAGCAACAACGCUGGAGCAACGUUCAACACACUUUCCUCCCUUAGCAGCCUGAGACCAGGUGAGAUUCCUGAUGCGGCAUUCAUCCAUGCUGCCAGAAAGCGCCGGCAAAUGGCUAGAGAGCUUGGGGGUGAACCCCCACUGGUAGAGACAGAGACUCCCAAGAAACGUAUGGCACGAGAAGACCAAGAUGCCAGCGACGACGAAGACGAGGAAGAGAAGAGGAUCCGCUUCAGCGGAGUCAAGAACAAAAGCCAGAGACAAAAGAUCGCUGAGGAGAUAGGUAUUGAGGGCAGUGACGACGAGGCACUGGACACAGGGCAGGAUGAAGAGGUGAGCCGUUGGGAGCAGGAGCAGAUUAGGAAAGGAAUCAGCAUACCCCAGGUGCAAAGCAGCCAGCCAGAGGACAACACAGUCUACUACCAGAACAGCUACGAGAGCCAACCUUAUGGCUCCUCCUACAGCAUGCCUUUCACCUAUAGCACCGUGGCCCCACAGGCUGCCAAGCCACCUAGCCGAGCAGACAAUGGCUCUGUUCACUAUGGGACCCCUAUUAGUGAUCUAGCCCCAGUAUCCAUUGAUCUGGUAAAGAAACGCCUGCAGGAUAGGCUUAGCCAAAUGCGUGCAGGCCACGACGCAAACGCCAAGCGCUACAAACAGAUUGAAGACGACCUAGCUGCCUCUGAGAGUGCCAUACAGCAGCUGGAGGGCUCAUCCAAUGACAAUGCAGAUCAAUAUAAAUUCUUGCAAGAGAUGCGAGGGUAUGUUGGAGACUUGCUUGAGUGUUUCAGUGAAAAGGUGCCUGCUGUCCUGGAGCUGGAGGCUGCCAUGCACCAGUUACUAAGGCAACGGGCCUCACGACUUGUCCAGAGAAGACAGGAUGAUAUUAAAGAUGAAUCGUCGGAGUUUGCAAGCCUUUCAAAUAAAGCUGUCAUGGCUCCUAAUCUGGACUCAUUUGGUCGAGACCGUGCAGCAUACCAAGAGAACAGUCGUCAGAGGAGGAUAGCAGAAAGAGAAGCACGACGAACUCGGCGGCGACAAGCUAGAGAGCAGAAUGGAAAGAGGGCAGAGCAUAAAGAAGGCUUAUCAUCUGAUGAUGAGGAGACCUCUACUGACAUCACCAGCUUCAAUAUGGAGAGAGAUCGCAUCAUCAGGGAAUGUAAGAAAGUAUUUGAGGAUGUGGUGGAGGACUUUCAUUCUCUUGACUGCAUCAAAUCCCAUUUUGAAGUGUGGAGGAGAGAAUACGCCGACUGCUACAGAGAUGCUUAUAUAGGCCUCUGUCUGCCCAGACUCUUUAACCCUUUAGUCCGUCUGCAGCUGAUCACAUGGAACCCUCUCGAAACUCAGUGUGCAAAUUUCGAGUACAUGCUCUGGUUUGAGUCGCUGUUAUUUUACGGCUUUGAGGAGCACAGCAUGUUGCAGCGAGGAGAUGGGGAUAUCAGCCUGCUGCCUGCUAUUGUGGAGAAGGUCAUCCUCUCCAAACUGACAGUGUUGGCAGAGCAAGUGUGGGACCCGCUGUCAAACAGUCAGACCGCCAGGCUGGUGGGCUUCAUUCACAGACUAAUAAAAGGUUACCCCACUGUGCUGCAUGGGGACAACCGAUACACACAGGAGCUUUUAAAAACUGUUGUCUUGAGAACCAGGCGAACUCUGGAUGAAGAUGUCUUCCUUCCACUCUACCCGAAAAAUGUGUUGGAGAACAAGAACAGCAGUCCAUACCUAUUCUACCAGAGGCAGUUCUGGUCCUGUGUGAAGCUGCUGGGCAACAUCCUGCAGUGGGAUGGUAUCUUAUCCAUAUCCUCUCUAAAGGAUCUGGCGUUGGACAGCACUUUGAAUAGAUACAUCCUCUCUGCACUGCAGACCACAGACACUGGGGAGGACAAUGUCCCAAAGUGCCAGAAGGUGGUGGAGUGUUUGCCGCUGCAGUGGUUCUCUGGACUGAAGGGCCAGCAGACGUUGCCUCAGUUGGAGCCAUUCUGUCGCUACCUCACCCACCUGGCCAACUCAUUGUACCGGAGCAGUUUGGGCGGGUCUGACGUGGAACGCCGCACUGCAAAGGACCAAAUCAAAGAGCUUGUGAGGAUGCUGGGCCACAUGAAUGCCCUGGACCACAUCAUCACUGUCGCAGAGGAACAUGGCAUUAAAGACAUCAAGCCCCUUCUGGAGGCCAAGUCGUAGAGGAGGACAUCACAUCAGAAACUUUUAAGUCAUCUUUUAAAACCAUGGCAUUGCUAAAGUUGGAUGCCUGGAAAAAGUGUGCGAAAAUGGAUUUGAAAGAAACUGUUGUUAGGUUGCCUAAAA